Phytophthora infestans T30-4 is the source of this 345-nucleotide messenger RNA. Its product is annotated as avr2 family secreted RxLR effector peptide protein, putative. The transcript has a single exon. The coding region runs from base 1 to 345 and encodes 114 amino acids. Lineage: Eukaryota; Oomycota; Peronosporomycetes; Peronosporales; Peronosporaceae. The record is from RefSeq and is a predicted model, not a curated record.
AUGCGCCUCACAUGCAUCCUUGCAGUGCUAGUCGCGGUCACUUUCCACGCCACUGGUAAUGCCAAUUCUGCGGUUGCGGGCAAGGCUUCGAAUGAAAAUGGUGUUGACAUGAUCACCACGACCGACGUGCAUGACCCGCGUUUACUGCGUCGUGUCGGAAACGACGAAGGCGAGAUCGUGGAAGAGAGAACCAAAGGCUUCAAAGAAAAAUUGAAAGCUGUAGUGGAAAAAAUCACGCCCAAGAAAAGCUUGGACAAACUCAAGGAGACUGUCGUAACAACACUCGAUUGGGUGAAGAUUGUAAAGCACAAGACCGAUGAGGCAAAGCGACUGGGUUUCAAAUAG